Messenger RNA from Arachis duranensis, 3089 nucleotides. RefSeq names its product ATP synthase protein MI25. The record is from RefSeq and is a predicted model, not a curated record. The transcript has a single exon. The coding region runs from base 933 to 1508 and encodes 191 amino acids. Lineage: Eukaryota; Viridiplantae; Streptophyta; Magnoliopsida; Fabales; Fabaceae. Gene Ontology annotation, biological process: proton motive force-driven ATP synthesis. Gene Ontology annotation, molecular function: proton transmembrane transporter activity.
GCCCAAAAGUCCCAUGUCUUUCUCGAUUGGUAAACCCAACCAGCGAUUUACAACAAACAAGUCUUUCCUCUUGUUUGGGGGGAGCAGAGCAGUUCAAAAAUGAAGCAAAGCAAAUGAAGUUAGAAAAACUAAGGUCUGUCUUAUCUGAUUUCAGGGCACAAUUUAUAAUAUCCCUCCUUUUGACUAUGCUUAUUUUGUUUGCAGUCUAUUUUAUAACACAAUGUAACAAGUUCUUAUUGGAAUUGAUAGACCGCCCAGAUAUUGAGUCUGUCAAGAUAGGUAUGUGGGGCAUUGAAGUUAUUAAAAAAAAAUAGCCCCCAACCGAAUCUUGAGAAUGAGAAUGUCGGAAUUGUGGUCUUUGGUAGUGAUACCGCUAUAAAAGAAGGAGAUCUUGUGCACUGGAUAUAACAUUUGAAUUUCUCAACCAUUCCACGUUUCCGAAACGGAUCCUAUCAAAUAUUUUACUUUUUCUAUGAUCAUCUCUAUUUUAGGUAUUCGGGGAAUUCUCCUUAAUAGACGAAAUAUUCCUAUUAUGUCAAUGCCAAUUGAAUCAAUGUUAUUAGCUGUGAAUUCGAACUUUUUGGUAUUUUCCGUUUCUUCGGAUGAUAUGAUGGGUCAAUCAUUUGCUUCAUUGGUUUCAACGGUGGCUGCUGCGGAAUCAGCUAUUGGGUUAGCCAUUUUCGUUAUAACUUUCCGAGUCCGAGGGACUAUUGCUGUAGAAUUUAUUAAUAGCAUUCAAGGUUAAACAUGACUCCUAGAGAAUUACAAAAAUACGAAGUUCUCUUUUCUCCUUUCGUUCUCUUCUUUUUGAUUUUGACUUGGUUGGCAGGGUCAGGGCCUUUCUCGCUGGGCGAGCGCAUCCGAUUGAUUCUAAAGUCCUUUCCUAAACCACUUCCCGUUCAGUUGCUGAAAGAUAGAGAGAACCUUUCUAAAUGAGAUUGAGUUCCACGAAUAUGCAAGCUAGAAAGAUGCUAUUUGCUGCUAUUCCAUCUAUUUGUGCAUUUAGUUCAAAGAAGAUCUCAAUCUAUAAUGAAGAAAUGAUAGUAGCUCGUUGUUUUAUAGGCUUCAUCAUAUUCAGUCGGAAGAGUUUAGGUAAGACUUUCAAAGUGACUCUCGACGGGAGAAUCCAGGCUAUUCAGGAAGAAUCGCAGCAAUUCCCCCAUCCUAACGAAGUAGUUCCUCCGGAAUCUAAUGAACAACAACGAUUACUUAGGAUCAGUUUGCGAAUUUGUGGGACCGUAGUAGAAUCAUUACCAAUGGCACGCUGUGCGCCUAAGUGCGAAAAGACAGUGCAAGCUUUGUUAUGCCGAAACCUAAAUGUUAAGUCAGCAACACUUCCAAAUGCCACUUCCUCCCGUCGCAUCCGUCUUCAGGACGAUCUAGGCACAAAGUUUAACUUAUUAGUUAGGAGGAAAUUUUGCCCCCAGUGUAUCUCGAAAGCAGAAAAAAUAGAACUCAUUCGAGAGAGCUUGGUGGUCUUAAGAAUAAAUAAGACGAAUAGAAUCUAAUUCAUGUUCAUGCUAACAGAAGAGCGGAUCCAAUACAAUGUAAAUAAUAUAUGCAACUUCUUUCUCAAAAAGUGCUUGCUGCACUUCUUUCUCAUGAAGCUGCUUUGCAAGAAAGGUUUGAGUUCCCUCCGGGGGUUCUGAUAGCCAAUGCUUCCUACGCUCCAGCCCUUAGCCCUUAACUCCUUAGCACAAGCACUAAGUAAGCCCUCCAAGGCCUUCAAUAUCGCACCUACUAGGACUUCAUUUUCGUUUUCGAAUAGGACUACUUCUUUCUUUUCUGUAUGCUAGGGCCGCCCGCACGCUUUAAGGGUUGUUGAAGGUAUUGCACUAAGAAAGACUCCUGCCGUUGCUAUGCUAAAGGUAAGAUUUUCUUUGAAAGCCGCUCAAGCAAUUUCUUUAAGAAGAGCAAGCAAGACAAGAUAAGGCUCGAAAGCUGCGAAGAAAGUAGAGCAGCUCUAAUCGAGCUGUGAAAUCGGUGUGGUGAGGUAUUGGAAGUGUUCAGCGAAUAUAGAUAAAGACACUAAAAAAGAGCACCGUGCUAUACUGCUCCAUAAGGUAAGGAGGGCUUCCGCAAAACUAGGUAGCUUUCGCUAAUGAGAGAUGGAUUGGGGGAUUAGGUCUCCUAAUUCAUGGAAUUUUUUUUCUCUGGAUAAGUUUCUUUUUAAAGCAGCAUUCUCCCUCGACUCGAUCUUGAAUUGAAUUAUCGAUCGAUAGAACGUUGAUCAAUAUUCAGGAAGAGAUCGAGGAUCACAGCAGGAUCCUAUCUGAUCUUUGUCAACACAGGACUCGAAGCCCCCUGCUCAAACAAAAGGCUAAUCCUUCGGAAUUGAAAAUGCCUUUCGUAUUAUAUUAAUUAUAGUGGAGGGGAGAAGACUCAUUUUGAAUUCUAUCUAUAUAGGGGGGAGCCAUUGUGAAGCCUAGAGAGGGGUGUCCAGAUUGAGUAGACACCCGCAUCAGGUUCCGACCCUUCUCUCGAACCAGCCAAGCAGAUAGUCAAGGAAGCUCCUCAGGGCAGUUUGGGGAAUUUCUUUCAGUCUGGUCGUCAGGCAGACCUUUUUCGUACCCAUCUUUUCACUGCAACAUUCUUUUUCUUUCUGUGUCCCAGCCAUCCUUUCGGCUUGUCGUAUUCGAUGCCACCCCCCUUUUGGUGGUAUCGUAUAUAAGAGAGAGCUUUCUUUUAGGUAUGAAUGAUGAUCUUAACUAGAAAUCUCAUAAGAGAAGAAAGAGAGGUAUGUAUUAUUUUCAAAUCACUUUUUUCCCAAACGGUUUAUGCCGCUAAACAGCUCUUAGUCCGCACUUCUCUCGUACAUUCUAAGACCAUGCCAGCCUAAAGAGUCACUCACUCUUCCGCGGUAAAGCAACUCCUGCUGCCCUCAUUGCUGCGUCGAAAGGACUAGGGAGGGGUAUAUAGGGCUAAGCCCAGCAAAAUGCACAUAAUAGGAUAGGAUUCUUUUUCUGUAUAGUAGGAAAGGCCUAUCAAUGACUUAAAAACGACGCCCUUCGUCGAACAAGCGAUUCUUGAACAAUUUAUUCUGUCUAUCAAUUCUCCUCGUCCAGUCACUAUGCCAGUGCCUUUACUAG